GUCUCUACCGUCGCUACAGUUUUGUUUACUUUACGAUUGCCGACAGACGACUGUGCUUGGUUAAUUCUCGUUCUCCGACGCGGAAAUUAGCAAAAAGCGGCAAAAAAUGAAAAUUGCUUCCGAAAAUUUCAGUUUCCCGUCGAAUAAAACGCAAGCGUAUGCGCCGUCAAUCGUCUUUAACUCGUUAAGUAAUCGAUAUUCAUGCUAAAGUAAUCAAUUAUGGACAAAAAAUACUGGAACCCAGCCGAGAAACAUCUAUGGAUGUCUAUUUUAUUUUCGAGUUGUUUAAUUUUAUAUGCUGCCAGAAUGACCAUGCCAAUAACAGUCGCUUCGGUAUCCAGAUAUUACGAUUGGAGUAAGACCGAUUCGGGUACCGUAUUGUCCAGCUUUUUUUGGGGUUAUAUGAUGACGCAGGUACUCGGAGGUUAUAUAAGUGACCGCAUUGGCGGAGAAAGGGUUCUGUUGAUAGUGGCCAUUGGAUGGUCAGUAUUGACGUUUUUUACUCCCGAAAUGAUCUCAUCGACUUCAGGGAAUAUCUGGCUGGUAGUCUUGGGAAGGACUAUUAUUGGUGCUCUUCAAGGUGCUCAUUUUCCUGCGAUAGCAAGUAUUAUUUCAAAUAAUUUACAUUCUUCGGAGAAAACGUUCUUCACAAGCGUCGUAACUUCAGGUCCUGCAGUAGGGAUGCUCCUUAGUGGAAGUGUUGGCUCAUUUAUUUUAGAAAAAUAUGGCUGGCCAUAUGUAUUUAGAACAUUUGGACUGCUGGGUAUUUCUUGGAUACUGAUGCUCAGAUAUGUCGGAACGGAGCCGAGCCGCAAGAAUGACGUUGCAAAGGAGGCCGAAAAAUACGAGUAUAAAGUGAUGUCUAACAUUCCAUGGUUACUCUUUUUUAAACACACCGCUUUCUGGUCAAUGUUGUUUGCUCACCUUAGCGAAGCGAAUUCGUUCUUCAUUCUUCUCAAUUGGUUACCGACUUAUUUUGAUGAAACUUUUCCUCGAGGAAAGGGUUGGGUUUUUAAUGUCGUGCCUUGGAUGAUCAGUCCAGUGUCGUCGAUAUUGGGAGGGUGGCUGGCGGAAUAUCUCAUUGCCAAAGGUUGGAAGAUAAUAGUGAUCAGAAAAGUGUUAGAGGCAUCCUCUCAGAUCUCGAAAGCGUGUCUGUUGGUUGUCAUCGGAUAUCUACAGAACUACACCUGGGCGCUGAUAUGUCUGUCGCUGGCAGUGGCCGCGGGAGGCCUGCACGGAAGUGCCGUAUUUAUGAAUCCUCAGGAUAUCGCUCCUCAGUAUGCCGGAUCAGUAUUUGGUAUAAUGAAUACGGUUGGAGCCAUUCCUGGUUUUGUCGGGGUGUAUCUGGCCGGUUACAUUUUAGAGACUUCGGAAAGUUGGAGUACUGUUUUCAAUUUGACCGCACUGUUGAAUGUUUUGGGAUGUCUGAGUUUUGUUAUAUUUGGCAUUGCCAAGCCGAUCGUUCCGGAAACAGAAGAUAAAGUACUGCACACAUGAACUUAACGGGUAAAUAUUUUCUUUCCGGUUGCAUUACCAUAUUUAAGAUACAAGUUUUCUUAAUUAAUUAAUAUUUAGAGGCCUAGAAGCAUUAUUUUAUUUAAUAUUAGUCUACUGUGACUAUAAUCUAUUGUACUGAUUUAAUUUGCUGACGAAAUUAGAGAUUUGAUUGGCCUCUUGGUUCAAAAGAAUAAACUUUUAUUUUGCCCGCAUGCAAUAUUUUCAUAUAUUUUGCAACUUUUUCCCCUUUGUCGGCAGGUAUUUUAUCACACACUU
Centruroides sculpturatus (bark scorpion) is the source of this 1773-nucleotide messenger RNA. RefSeq names its product solute carrier family 17 member 9-like (gene MFS18). Lineage: Eukaryota; Metazoa; Arthropoda; Arachnida; Scorpiones; Buthidae. The coding region runs from base 220 to 1497 and encodes 425 amino acids. Gene Ontology annotation, biological process: transmembrane transport. The transcript has 12 exons. Gene Ontology annotation, molecular function: transmembrane transporter activity. The record is from RefSeq and is a predicted model, not a curated record.